Molecule: messenger RNA, 297 nt
Organism: Gongylonema pulchrum
Lineage: Eukaryota; Metazoa; Nematoda; Chromadorea; Rhabditida; Gongylonematidae
Source: the annotation of a GenBank genome assembly
AUGGACGAUGUGGUGAAGACGGAAGAUUUUGAAGCCUCAUCAGUGUCGUUGGUGCCGCUGUCAACUGAUGUUCAGAGGUUGAUAGUGGACUAUCGAAAUUCACCAGAAUGUGACGUUGUGGGAACCCAAAAAAGUAAGACUGUUAAAGGCAAAAUAUUUUCAUCAUUUUCUCCAAGUAGUUGGCGAACAUUGACAAAUUUGUUGUUGCGGCAGGUGGCUGUCGUUUAUACUGUAGAAUUGACUGUGUCGGCCUGUUGCGGAGUGAGGAGUAGUUGGAUUUUUGGCGAGACUAGAUAA